Dictyostelium purpureum is the source of this 351-nucleotide messenger RNA. RefSeq lists its product as uncharacterized. Bases 1 to 351 code for a protein of 116 amino acids. Gene Ontology annotation, biological process: DNA-templated transcription. The record is from RefSeq and is a predicted model, not a curated record. Gene Ontology annotation, molecular function: protein dimerization activity; DNA-directed RNA polymerase activity; DNA binding. The transcript is spliced from 3 exons. NCBI's taxonomy places the organism in Eukaryota, Evosea, Eumycetozoa, Dictyosteliales, Dictyosteliaceae. Gene Ontology annotation, cellular component: RNA polymerase III complex; RNA polymerase I complex.
AUGACAUUAGCAUCAGCCCCAAACGCUACAGAUUCAUGUAAUUCAUUCAUUCCACCAUCAUUUGAUGUUAACAAAGUCGAAAUUAUUUCAGAUAGACCAGAUUGCGCAACAUUUAUUUUUACAGAUGAAGAUCAUACAUUAGGAAAUUCAUUACAUUAUGUUUUAAUGAAAAACCCAAAGGUUGAUUUUUCAGGUUAUAGUAUUCCACAUCCAUCAGAUAAUAGAAUGAAUCUUCGUAUUCAAACUAAAGGUCACAUUUCAGCACAAGAAUCAUUAUUACAAGGUUUAAAUGAUAUUAAAGAUAUUUCAGCCCACAUUUUAGAUACUUUUAACAAUACAGCCGAUAAUUAA